AUGUCGUCUCUUUCUGAAGAUGCGAAGCCCUUCCUACCGAGCGAAAGUGGCGAUUCCAGUUUCGACUUAGCCCCGGCUGAGAGACCGAGACUGCGGCAAGACCGAUCGACCGAGCCCCGCUGGCGAAGGAGACUCUGGAUCAGCCAUGUUAUCCUCUUGGGAUUCAAUGUUGCGUUCCUCAUCUACAACAUCAGUGAUGUUGGGAAACACGUCGGGCCAGAGGCGGCAGUGCUCGAAAGAGCCUACUCACCGGCACAGAUGGCUAUUAGUUAUACAGUCAAGGAGGAAGCCCCUAUGUUGCCCGACAACGUUCUCACCGGUCCACCCGGCCCCGAGGCUGACAAGGCGUGGGAAGAACUUGAGAAACCAUUCAUGCUCAGGUUCUCCGAAGACGAGAUGAACAGAAUGCAAAAGACCUCGCUCGCUCUCAAAGACGGAAGCGGGUACAUCGGUUAUUUGGAGUCUUUCCACAUGUUGCAUUGUGUUAAUAGCCUCAUCUUCUUCACUGUCGCGUUACUGACAGGUCAACAGAAGAGUGCUUGGAAGUCCCAAUACAUGGAUCACUAUGGCAGUGGACAUUCGACCAAGCCCGGUCAUCUAGCUCAUUGUCUAAACGUACUCAUCCAAGGUAUCAUGUGCAACGCAGACACAUCGAUCGGAACAUAUCAUUGGAAAGAAGGGGGGACUAUCAAGGGCAAGGAGAUGAUGGACAUUGAGGCUAACAGGACCGGACAUCGCCAGUGCACCGACUUUAGCAAGCUCCAAGCUUGGGCUACUAAGCGAACUCUUGACUUUGAUGUCCACGAUACUGACAAGUUUCUGCGUACCUUGAAGCCGGAACACUAG
This is a messenger RNA of Colletotrichum scovillei, 846 nucleotides long. RefSeq lists its product as uncharacterized. Bases 1 to 846 code for a protein of 281 amino acids. The record is from RefSeq and is a predicted model, not a curated record. Lineage: Eukaryota; Fungi; Ascomycota; Sordariomycetes; Glomerellales; Glomerellaceae. Gene Ontology annotation, biological process: mycotoxin biosynthetic process. The transcript is spliced from 4 exons.